Messenger RNA from Funneliformis mosseae, 1866 nucleotides. The record is from the annotation of a GenBank genome assembly. NCBI's taxonomy places the organism in Eukaryota, Fungi, Glomeromycota, Glomeromycetes, Glomerales, Glomeraceae.
AUGCCUUCUGUAACACUAAACUGCUUGGUUUUUGGAGAUGAUCCUUAUAUAAAAAAUUUCUCGAUUGAAAUUAACACUAGUAAGAAUGUUAAUACUCUUAAGAAAGCUAUCAAUGAUGACCUUAAAAGUUGCGUGGCGACAAAGGAACUUAAACUGUUCAAAGUCUAUAUUCUUCAUGGAAAAACCAGAGACGAGAAUGUCGUUUCGAUACUUAAACUUGGUGAUUUUAGCAUUGGUCUGGAAAUGGAUAACUUACAAAAAAUUAUGCUCAGUAAAAAAAGAAAAGCUUUGGAAGAAGUGAAGAAGACAUGGAAGGUCAACAGCACAUUACGAGAAACUGACUGGCCUAAUCAUUAUUUUGUGGAUCCAGUAGCAGAAGGAAAACAACGACAAGAACAGGAUUCACUUUUUGAGAAAAUUGAAAAACGUUCUUUCAUAAUGUUAUAUGGAACACGGGCAUCUGGAAAGUCUACACGCGCAAUGAGAACAAUAUCGGUAUUGGAAAAUAGUGGAUAUGUGUGUAACUACGUGACUUUUGAGCAUAUUGUCAAAGAUGUCGAAGGCUUCUGGAAUUCACUUUGCACAAAUAUCUCUCUUUAUAAACGUUCUAGUGGAUACUUGGAUCCUUUCGAUAGAAUAUACCAAAUGGAUGACGGCCUUCUAUCCGAUUUCCUGUCAACUCUUCGCGCCAUCAGGAAUAAUAUUGAAUCCUACGUUAUUCAGGCCAUCGUUGUAAUUGGUACAUUCAGCAUCCUGCAUCUAGACUCUAGAACUUCAAACACAGAUUUAACUUCACCCUUCAACAUUAAGGACUCGAUCCGUAAUCCAAAUUUUGACCUGGAACAAGUACAAGAGCAUGCGGGCCUUGUUUCUAUUUGUGGACGUGCAAUUGAAGAUAAUCUGCUCAGAAAGCUAAAUAAACGACUCUUAACCUAUAAAACUUGGGAAUGCUACAAAGUCAGUUCUUUAAUGGAUGCGAUGGUCGAUUACCAAACAUUCCGAAAUUUGGUCAAUUCUCUCAAGGGUCCUGAAAAUAAGGAUGCGUUGAAUUUUUUUCGGAAUAAUUUUCUAGUAGAUUUUGGACAUGAAGUAAAAGUCACUAUUGACAUAAAUAGUGCAGAAAGCCUUGCUUCUGAAGGGGUUCUGGUACCUGCUGAAGAGGCUGGAGCAUUCAAACUUUCUUCUCCUUUGAUUCGCUGGUUGAUCCUUCAGCGUGUAAUCCCCAUUGUCUUUCCAUCCUGCCCGAGGAACGAUGUCCCUUUCUUCAAAGAUUCUAAAGUAUUAGAUACUUUAGUUACCUUAAAGCUUGCUACUAAAUCACUUGACAAGGAUAUUAUUAGUCUUGCGCGUAUUCGUUCAUACAAGAUUGCUAAAGUGUGGGUCAAUGGUGAAUCAAAUCAACCCGUUCCUAGAGAAAGUGUUUACGACGCAGAACUAUGCCGAGUCUUGCGGAAUUGGCCAUGCCCAUCAAUGUUUCAGAUUACAGGUCAAUGGCAUCUUGUAUACAAUAAAAGUAGUAAACGUCAACAUAGAUAUAGCGACAUAGUCAUAGAUACACCUUAUGGCCAAAAAAUCGUUCUUGAACUCUUAGCGACGGCAAGUAAUGACGAUCUUAUUGAACAUUUUCAACGGGCUCUUGAAUAUGCAAAUCUACUUUCUGCGGAUGAAACUUGGAUUGUUCAUUUAACUUGUGAAGAUGAAUAUGUUAAACGACCUCUGUGGCCAUCUGAUUCUCAAUUAAAGAUGAAGCUUCAUGUUGCUCACUUUUACCAUAAUUUUUUAUUUACGAAUAUUAAUUUAAUCGCAGGCUGGUGGAAUAUACGUAAAAACAAAAUGUCUACUUAUAGGCAUUCUGCUGAAAUAUGA